Molecule: messenger RNA, 814 nt
Organism: Camellia sinensis
Lineage: Eukaryota; Viridiplantae; Streptophyta; Magnoliopsida; Ericales; Theaceae
Gene: AS2
Product: Lateral organ boundaries (LOB) domain family protein
Source: RefSeq, a predicted model, not a curated record
GAAAAAGUAGGAAUUGCAUGAGUUGAAGAUAACAUAUACAAAGAUGGCAAUGACAUCAUCAUCAUCAUCUUCAAACUUGCCGCCAUGCGCAGCAUGCAAGUUUUUGCGGCGAAAGUGCCUGCCAGAGUGUGUAUUUGCUCCAUACUUCCCAGCAGAGCAUCCACAAAAAUUCGCAAACGUUCACAAAGUGUUCGGAGCCAGCAAUGUCACUAAACUUCUCAAUGAGUUACAGCCUCACCAGCGCGAAGAUGCAGUCAAUUCUCUCGCAUACGAGGCUGACAUGCGCCUCCGUGACCCCGUCUACGGUUGCGUCGGAGUCAUCUCCCUCCUCCAGCACCAACUCCUCCAACUCCAAAUCGACCUUACUUGUGCCAAAUCCGAGCUCUCCAAAUACCACCACCACCAAAACUUAGGGUUUACUGGUGGUGGUGGUAGUAGCGGUGAUGGUGAUGGUGGUGGUAGUGGUGGCAGUCUCGAUCACCAUCACUACCACCAUCACCAGUUCUUCCCGAGGAGUAAUAAUCAGCAGCAACAUCAGGAACAAGUGAUGAGGACGAGAUUUGAUGUUGGAAACAACAAUGUCGUCUAUGAGUACGAUGUAAACAGUUUAUUCGCAAUGAAUGUUUCUCCAACUGCAAGCAUCGGAGGACAACUGAAUCAUCAGUUUCAGCAACAACCUAGGGCUACGGUUAGGGCUGCUACUGCUAGCGAGGAUGACUGGCGAAAAGCCAUUGGUCCUUCUUAGGGUUUUUACAGCUUCCUUAUUGGAUUGGAUCAACAACAUAACACUACUUCCAAAUCAAACCCCCCUCAU